Messenger RNA from Anolis carolinensis (green anole), 4265 nucleotides. RefSeq names its product erythrocyte membrane protein band 4.1 like 4A (gene epb41l4a). Gene Ontology annotation, molecular function: cytoskeletal protein binding. NCBI's taxonomy places the organism in Eukaryota, Metazoa, Chordata, Lepidosauria, Squamata, Anolidae. The coding region runs from base 875 to 2851 and encodes 658 amino acids. Gene Ontology annotation, cellular component: cytoskeleton. The transcript is spliced from 24 exons. The record is from RefSeq and is a predicted model, not a curated record.
AGCGGGCUUAAAGGGGCCGCCCGCCUUUGGAGGCUUCUCUGAGGUAAGCAGCCGCCCUGCAGGGGUCACUGCCGCCCCGGGAAGGAACCGGGAAGGAGGUGGCAGGGCGGAGGAGGAGACGGAGCCAGGAAUCGGGAGGAAGAGGAGAAGCCUCGGCUGCCACAACGAGCGCGGCGGAGCCUCGGCGGAGUGGCCCCUUCCUUCCUUCUUCCCACCGACCCACCCACCCAUCCCUUCAAGCCUGAGGCCUGAGCAGCGCGCUCCCUUCGCGGCCGCGGCGUUGAUUCUGCUCCUCUUUCUGAGGAAACGGAGGGGCAGGUGCGCGGGGCGCGCUCUCUCGCCCCGCCUGCUUCUCUCCCUCCUGAGGAGAACUUGGGCGGAGGGAAGGAGGAGGCCCUCGCCCGUCUGGAGGGAAAGGGAAGACGUUGGAAAAGGAGGCAAGGAAGGCUUUUGAGGGUGGCAAGAACAACAAUGGCUUUUUAAAAAUAGGAAAUCCAAGGAUGAUUUUCUCCUCCCUUUGUUGUUUAGCUCAUCCAUCUUGUUAACUAACAGCUGGAGCGGCAACUUCACAAGGACGAAGAAUAACCUGCUCUCUUCUGCCUCUUCCUUCUGGACUGCCAAGGCCAUUAAUUUAUUGUUUCCCCAGUACUGAAAUAUUCUGCUUUGCCAACCUCUCAGUUCUGAGCCCCUUGGAGUUGCCUUCAUCUCUUCUGACUUCAAAAGCACCGAAACAGCCAUGGGCUGCUUCUGUGCUGUCCCAGAGGAGUUUUAUUGUGAAGUUCUGCUUCUGGAUGAAUCCAAAUUGACCUUAACUACCCAGCAGCAGGGGAUAAAGGUAUUGUGAAUUAAACCUAAGCAAACCUUAUUGAAACGAAUGGAGAGAUGUCAUAUUGCUUUGAUAUAUACUGACAUGCAAAAAUGUGAAGUACUGGAAAAGAAGUCAACGAAAGGGUCGGUUGUCCUAGGCUACGUAUUCCGGCAUUUAAACCUUGUGGAGAUAGAUUACUUUGGACUGCGUUAUUGUGACAGAAGUCACCAGACGUUCUGGCUGGAUCCUGCAAAAACCCUUACGGAACAUAAGGAACUCAUAAAUACUGGUCCACCUUAUACUCUGUACUUUGGUGUUAAAUUUUAUGCAGAAGAUCCAUGCAGACUAAAGGAAGAAAUCACCAGGUAUCAGUUUUUUUUACAGGUGAAGCAAGAUGUCCUGCAGGGGCGUUUGCCCUGUCCCAUCAACGUUGCUGCCCAGCUGGGAUCCUAUGCAAUACAGUCUGAGCUUGGAGACUAUGAUCCAUACAAGCACACUACAGGUUACGUUUCAGAAUACCGGUUUGUUCCAGACCAGAAAGAAGAGCUGGAAGAUGAAAUAGAACGGAUACACAAAACACUCAUGGGCCAAGUUCCUUCUGAGGCAGAACUCAAUUACCUAAGUGUGGCAAAGAUGCUUGAAAUGUAUGGAGUUGAUCUUCAUCCUGUCUAUGGUGAAAACAAAUCUGAAUAUUUUCUAGGAUUAACCCCUGUAGGAGUGGUUGUGUACAAGAACAAAAAGCAAGUAGGAAAGUAUUUUUGGCCUAGAAUUACAAAGGUCCAUUUCAAGGAAUCUCAGUUUGAACUCAGAGUUUUGGGAAAAGAUUGUAAUGAAACUUCCUUCUUUUUUGAAGCACACAGCAAAACUGCCUGCAAACAUUUGUGGAAAUGUUGUGUAGAACAGCACACAUUCUUCAGAAUGCCGGAAAAUGAAUCCAAUUCUCUAUCAAGAAAACUUGGCAAACUUGGAUCUCUAGGAUAUAAGCAUCGAUAUAGUGGAAGAACAGCUUUACACAUGAACAGAGAUCUUUCCAUCCAGCUUCCUCGACCUAACCAAACUGUUGAAAGAAGUCGUAGUAAGACGUAUCCAAAAAGAACAUCCAAAACACAACCAAUUGAAUCCCAUUGUACAAACCAGGUUGUUACACACAAAGAUAUUGGAGAAAAUGGAGGAACUACCAAAAUUAUUGCUCCUUCACCAAUAAAAAGUUUUAAAAAGUCAAGAAAUGAAAGUAGCCCAGAAACCCAAAGAAGCAAAACCAGUGCGCCAUGGGAAGAAAAUUGUCCACAGAGUGGACUUUAUAAUUCUCCUAGUGAUCGCAAUAGAUCACCAAAGUUUCCUUAUUCACGACGAAGACAUCCUUCAGGUGGAAGUGAAAAUGACCCCGGGCAGCCAUUUAGAAGAAGAUCCCGAUCCCGUUGUAACACCAGCAGUGGUAGUGAAUCAGAAAACUCUAACAGAGAACAUCGGAAGAAAAGACAUAGAUUACGGCAAGAGAAUGACAUGGUUGAUUCAGCUCCUCAGUGGGAAGCAGUACUGAGGCGGCAAAAGGAGAAAAGCCAGUCAGAUCCCAAUCACCGGCGUUCAAAGCACAGAUCUCGAUCGAGAAGUCCAGAUGUGCAAGCAAAGGAAGAAUUAUGGAGACACAUUCAAAAAGAACUUGUGGAUCCAUCUGGUCUAUCUGAGGAACAAUUAAGAGAGAUUCCAUAUACCAAAAUAGAGACGCAAGGUGACCCUGUUCGCAUUAGACACUCGCAUUCACCUCGAAGCUAUCGCCAAUAUCGCCGGUCACAGUGCUCUGAUGGAGAAAGAUCUGUUCUGUCAGAAGUGAAUUCAAAAACAGACCUUGUACCUCCGUUACCUGUAACCCGUUCCUCAGAUGCUCAGUGCCCCAUGACGACUGUAGUUCAGCAGAGGUGCAGUGGAUCUAAAGACAGCCUAAUAGAAGAAAAAGCACAAACAUCCACCAACAACUUGGAUGGAAAGCACAGUAGCAAGACAAUAAAAAUUGUACACGUAUCACGGCUCAAGAUAGACAGUUGAUCCUGCAACAAAGAACUAUAGAUACUGUUUCUUGAAUGUCGAAAUAGCAAAAAACUUCAAAAUGUAUUAUCUGGAAAGAUGGGACUGAAUGCAGGCCUAAAGGAAAUCCAUCAUAUGCACUCUGAAAUAAUCUUACAAGACGUUUGGAAUCCCUUGGCUUGAUAGUUCUGGAGGCAAUUGUAAGAUGAUGAGCUUUUGAACAAAAACACUUUAUUGAACUGAAACAGCUAUUAACUAUUCAAUGCCCAAAUAAUUGUGGAAACAAAUGGACAGUGCCCCACAUAAUGGAAUUAUUUGACAGCAAAAGUUGCAUUAUCAAUAAAGUGAAGGGGGGCGCAGUGCAUUGGCCAAAUGUGCAAUAAGCGUUAUUCAGUGCAAGAGUACAACGCCUACACUUGCCAGUUACAUACUGUCUUUGUUCUUAAGUGUGAAAUCUUUUAUAAGAACUUGACCGGAUCUCUUUAUUUGCUGCAUUCAUCAGACUAUAUGGGUAUUGGAAAAGACUGUUACAGAUGUUGUCUUUUAAAAUUUUCAGUGAACCAUUGUACAAGUGAUGUUUUUUCUAUAAUUAGUAUAAUUGCCAAAGCUCUUAGUAUGUGUGCCACAGCAAGAUCCGUAAGCAUCAAAGUAUGAUAUGAAAAAUAGAAAGUGAAAGUGUUGUUUGAAAGUUGAAGUAAUAUUUAUAACAUCCUUAAAACUUGCCUAAGUAGUGAUCGUUGCACUGGCAUUGUUAGUCUUUCUGAAGUUGUCACGAAAGCCACCUGAAAUUACCAGUAGUAGUUGACCAGUAGUAAUUUCAGAUGGGAGACAUCUACACUGUAGAAUUAAUGUAGUUAGACAUGUUUAACUGCAAUAACUCGGUGCUAUGAAAUCAUGAGAUUUGCAGCUUGUGAGACACCUGUACUUCUUGGCAGAGAAGGCUACAAGAUACUGUAAAUGUAAAACUCUUAUGAUUUUAUUGCAUUGAGCCAUGGCCACAAUAUUUUGAAGUUAUCCUACCACUCAUAUCUUGAAUGCAGUGGAGAACACUGGGUAGUUUAGAUUUGGAUCAUCACAGCGAAACAACGAAAACAUUAGGAUAUCUACAAGGAAUGACAAAUGUGGGUAUGUGGCACAGAUGAGGCAAAUUCAAGAUUGCUCUUGUAAUACCUCGUGAAUCCAACCACAUUGUAAUUCAGGGGUGGCCAAGGUGUGCCCCAAGAGCUGUUUUAGUGGCUUCAAGCAAUUCUUUUUAUUUAGUUUGCUUUAAAAUGAGCAUUACAGGUGUGGGAGACAUUUCUACAUUUUUGUGGGAAGUGAUUUCUACUUCCUGUGGUUGAAAAAAGUGCUUCUGAUUAAAAAAUGGUGAAAGUGCCUCCUAUAGGGCAUUUGAAGGUUAAAGUCUUGGUUCUUUAAAUAAAUAAUUUUAUUUUUA